CCGCCGAGCGGUUUGUUUUGCGGGCGGCGGCGGCGGCGGGGCCGGCCCGCACGGACCGGGGGCAGCGGCGCGCACCGGCAGCGCCUGCGCCCUCCCGCCCCCGCCCGCCGCUCCCGGAGCGCGGCCGCCGGGAGGAGGCGGCGGCGCGGGGCCUGGGAAUGUGGCGGCGGCGGCGGCGGCUCUGAGCCCUCCCCCUCGGCCCGGCCGCCAUGGAGCCGCGGCGGUGACAGCGCCGUCCCGCAGCGCCCGCCGUGAGCGGGGCCGCCGCCCGCAGACAUGGAUGAACAAGAGGCCUUGAAGUCCAUCAUGAAGGACCUGGUGGCACUGCAGAUGGGCAGGCGUCACCGGCUGCCUGGCUAUGACACCAUGAAGAAUAAAGACACUGCUCACUCCAACAGACAGAAAAAACACAAUGCCAGCAGUCCCCCCAUCUUGGGCAGCCCUGCAAUAAUGAACCAGUGUGCCUCUGCAGUGGAAGAAAAAAAAAUUCCGAAUGAUGUCAGGAUAAAGUUUGAACAUAAUGGGGAGAGACGGAUUAUCCCGUUUGUCCGUCCCGUGCGCUACGAAGACGUGCAGCAGAAAGUGAAAACAGCCUUUGGGCAGCCCCUGGACCUCCACUACAUGAACAACGAGCUCUCUAUUCCUUUGAAAAACCAAGAUGACCUGGAUAAAGCUGUGGAUCUCUUAGACCGGAGCUCGAAUGUGAAAAGCCUGAGGAUACUUUUGCUGUCCCAGGACAGAAACCAUACCAGUUCUUCACCCCACUCUGGACUGCCCAAGCAAGUCAGGAUUAAAACUUCCCAAUCUGUAGGGGAUGUGAGCACACCCUACCAGCAGCCAGAACCCAGAAGCAGGCAUCUUUCUGUCAGCUCCCAGAACACGGGCCGCAGCUCUCCCCCGCCCGGCUACGUCCCCGAGCGGCAGCAGCGCAUCGCCCGCCAGGGCUCCUACACCAGCAUCCACAGCGAGGGCGAGUUCAUCCCCGAGACCAGCGAGCAGUGCAUGCUGGACCCUCUAAGCAGUGCUGAAAACUCGGUGUCAGGAAGCUGCCAGUCCUUGGACAGUCCUUCUUUCCGGAAGUCACGGAUGUCAAGGGCACAGAGCUUUCCUGACAAUAGACAGGAGUUCUCAGACCGUGAGAAUCAGAUCUACGACAAGGCAGGCAAAGGUGGCACCUACCCUCGGCGCUACAACGUCUCCAUGCAGCACAAGGACUACAACGACGGCCGGAGGACGUUUCCCCGCAUCCGACGUCACCAAGGGAAUCUCUUCACCCUGGUGCCCUCCAGCCGUUCCUUGAGCACCAACGGGGAGAACCUGGGCCUGGCCCUGCAGUACCUGGACCCGCGGGGCCGCCUGCGCAGCGCCGACAGCGAGAACGCGCUGGGCGUGCAGGAGAGGAACAUUGCCACCAAGUCUCCCAGUGCUCCCCUGAACUGGCGCCGGGGGAAGCUGCUGGGCCAGGGCGCCUUCGGCCGCGUCUAUUUGUGCUACGACGUGGACACGGGCAGAGAGCUGGCAGCUAAGCAGGUCCAGUUUGAUCCAGAGAGCCCUGAAACAAGCAAGGAGGUGAGUGCUCUGGAGUGUGAAAUUCAGCUGCUGAAGAAUCUCCAGCAUGACCGGAUUGUGCAGUAUUAUGGCUGCUUAAGGGACCGAGCAGAGAAGACCUUGACCAUCUUCAUGGAGUACAUGCCAGGGGGGUCAGUGAAGGACCAGCUGAAGGCGUACGGGGCCCUGACGGAGAACGUCACCCGCAAAUACACGCGGCAGAUCCUCGAGGGCGUCUCCUACCUGCACAGCAACAUGAUCGUGCACAGGGACAUCAAGGGUGCCAAUAUUCUCCGUGACUCUGCUGGGAACGUGAAGCUUGGGGACUUUGGGGCCAGCAAGAGGCUGCAGACAAUCUGCAUGUCGGGGACAGGCAUCCGCUCCGUCACGGGCACCCCGUACUGGAUGAGCCCCGAGGUGAUCAGCGGCGAAGGCUACGGCAGGAAGGCAGACGUGUGGAGCCUCGGCUGCACCGUGGUGGAAAUGCUGACAGAGAAGCCCCCCUGGGCAGAGUACGAAGCCAUGGCAGCGAUCUUCAAAAUCGCCACCCAGCCCACCAACCCCCAGCUGCCCUCGCACAUAUCAGAACAUUGCCGGGACUUCCUAAAGCAGAUCUUUGUGGAAGCCAGGCACAGACCCUCUGCUGAAGAGCUGCUCAGACACCAGUUUGCACAGCUCCAGUACUGAAUUACCUCCCUUGCUCGCAGCUCCUGCCGGGCUUUCCGUGCCCUGUCUCGUCUAGUUGCAACUGCCCGUUGUGGUGCUGCGUCUUCAAAAUGCCAACUCAGCUAGGCCUAGUCCUUUGGGAAGUUCUGCCAAGGAACUUGGGGUCUGCUCUCGUGCCUGAUUCCUCCGUUUGCUGGACUGAUGUUCGUCCUGCUGACAGCUGUCCAAGCAGAGCUGCAUUUUUGCCCCAGGUGACCUGGGUGUGACGUUGCAGCCGGCUGCGUGCUCUCCGCAGGCGCAGGAAGGGGAAUCCGACAGGUGUGGUCACUGAGAGAGCACAGGAGAAAUCUGAACCCGAGUGGGAGCUGGAAGAGCUCCACUCUUCAGCAAAACAGAGACAUGCACCAGCCUCCAGAGCAGCUCUGCCUCUGGGAGUCCCUGGUUUUCCCCUCCUGGAGCUCCAGAGGUGUCUCCAGUACCUGAAUCCAGCAAAAAGCCAUGUGUCAUGGAGCGUGCACUCACUAUAGUGUGGUAUAUUUUUCUUCUUGAGUAUUCAGCAUCUGAAGGUGUUCAGAAGAUAAUUGCUUCAAAAUUAUGUGAAUAGUGUUACUUUAUAAUGAACCCAUGGAUUUGGGGCUGGGGCUGAGGGAGGUCUUUCCAGCUAAAUGUCAGGAUAAUCAGACAAGUUUCAGCAGAAUGCAGUCACUCCAGGGCCUGAGGGAAGGGCUCUCCCAUUAGCAUUGGAAAAUCUGGAGCUAGGUUUGGUCUGUCCCAGCAUUUGUUUGGUGUCACACCAAACAAAUCUGUGCUCCUGCUUCCUCUCUCUGGGGCUGCUGGGUCCAAACAAAACCCCUUGGGAAGGGAAUUCAGUGGAAUUCAGCUUCCUCCUGCAUCUGUCUCUUUGGCUGGUAACUUUUUACCAUCCUUUUAACCAAAGAUAGUCCA
Motacilla alba alba is the source of this 3159-nucleotide messenger RNA. It is a transcript of the gene MAP3K3, whose product is annotated as mitogen-activated protein kinase kinase kinase 3. The transcript has 17 exons. The coding region runs from base 277 to 2235 and encodes 652 amino acids. Gene Ontology annotation, biological process: protein phosphorylation. Lineage: Eukaryota; Metazoa; Chordata; Aves; Passeriformes; Motacillidae. Gene Ontology annotation, molecular function: protein kinase activity; protein binding; ATP binding. The record is from RefSeq and is a predicted model, not a curated record.